Coregonus sp. 'balchen' is the source of this 9616-nucleotide messenger RNA. The record is from the annotation of a GenBank genome assembly. NCBI's taxonomy places the organism in Eukaryota, Metazoa, Chordata, Actinopteri, Salmoniformes, Salmonidae.
UUUAUAAAUGCCAACUUUUGCGUGAGGCCCCAGUAUCUUUGGUAGAGAUAUGCGGCAUCUCACUGCCUGCACAGUAGAGGGCGAUAAAGUGUUUUCUGAUUUACAUACAGUAAAAAAUAAAAAAAAGCAGUCCCCGUUGUCGCAUGUUGAUGACGUCAGGAAUGAAAAAUAUUCGACAACAUGGAGAAGAAACAUGUGUCAGCUUUUGAAUUGUACCAAAAUGCGCUAAUAGAAUCGACUCCUGAAGUUAAACCAUCAUCUGUGCAGGUACUUGGGAUUAAGUUAUUACUGGUGUUUGCCCCUUGCAAUUUCAGAUAGUUUUUGUAAAAGUGACUUUACAGUGUCUUGUUUUGUUAGGCAGGCACACAAAUCAACCUGGUUGACAAAUCAACUGAAGAAAGCUAACUAACUGAUGUAUUGUGAAGUGGGCUUGUUGAAUAAUGUGCAUUUAAAGACCAUCUGUUGAAUCUACUUUUGCAAUGUGCAUCUGAUUGCCUGAAACUAUUUCAAACUGACUGCCUCAGCCUACUGGAUGAUUUUCUAGGUUACAGCAAAGAAGAAGAAGAAGAAGCAGAAGGAAAAUGGUAUCCAGACCCCCAAAUCCAUCAAAAGGGUCAAAAGGAAACCGAUGGUCAAGCAGGUCAUCAAAUCGGCACAGAGAGAGGAGAGGUUGGAGAGACUUGAAGAGGUUAGUUUGUACAAUCAGGUCACUCCCUCUAUAUUGAAGCCACUUGUUCACAUACUGUAACUGUUUGACUGUGGUUCUCUAGCCAUACCUGUCAUUGUCUUUCUGUAUGCAGGAGGUGCAGUGUGAAGAGAAAAGUGGAGAGGCACUAGAGGCUCUGCUGAGUGACCUGGCUAAAGUCAGCAACAGCCGAGAGAGGGCCAGCAAACUGUUCCAGUGGCUCAUCCACCCCAUUCCUGCCAAGAGCUUCUUCAGGUACUGAUGCCUGUGUAGUUUUUGUUUUCACAGUACAGUCAUGUACUAGAUUGCACAGGGAGAUAUCCUUUGUUAAAUUUAUUGACUUCCUCCAUCUUAGGGAUACAUGGGAAAAGAAGCCAGUUUUGAUCAAACGUCAGAAUCCAGACUACUACAAGGGACUGUUCUCCACAGCAGAGUUUGAUUGCAUUUUAAAACAGGUAAGGUGUCAUGUCUAGCUAGACAUCUUCUGUUUUUGUGUUGGUGUCAUUUUUGUUGAUCAGAUAAGGUUAAUGUUGCUAUGGACAUUUCCAGGAUGAUGUUCAGUAUGGAGUGAACCUGGAUGUCACCAGCUACACAAACGGCAAAAGAGAGACACACAAUCCUCCAGGGAGGGCUCUUCCUUUUACUGUAUGGGCCUUCUAUGAGGUAAAAGCCAAAUGAAAGUCUCCUGAUUCCCAGUUUUUAUUUACUAAGUGUGAGCAAGUGUUGGUUAAAAUCUAGAUCAUACCAAUAUCUGUGUAACAUGUUGUAGUUGGAAGUUCUUAGUACCUCAUAAUAUUGAAACCUAACCUGGUAUGUUCCAUGUCAUCCAUGUGUAGUGUGUCUAGCUCAGUUGGUAGAGCGUGACGCCAGUAUAGUGGGUUGGAUUCCCGGGACUAAAAUGUGUGCAUGCGUGACUAAGUCGCUUUGGUAAAAGCGUCUGCUUAAAGGCUUAUUAUUAUUAUUAUCAUUAUAUAUUCUAUAUUAUCCACAGAGUGGUUGCUCCCUGCGUAUGCUGAACCCCCAGGCCUUCUCCUCCACUGUGUGGACUGUGCUGUCUAUCCUCCAGGAGCAGUUUGGUAGCAUGGCAGGAGCCAACGUGUGAGCGACCCUCUCUGACAAUCUCUGACCAGUGAGAUGCUCUCACACAACAUUGAGGGCUCUAUUUUCGGCUUGCGUUAAGCCAGUGCAAUUGUCAAACUCGCACUCGUUUGACAUUUCGACCUGUUAAAGCUGUGUUCUUCUGUAUUCAAACCCUAGCGGCAGGAUUGGUAAUGUAUCUGUCUUAUAUGAGCUCGCUUAUGGGAGGGGUGGCAAUAUCUGAGGUGUGUCCUUAAAAAAUGUGCGCCAAGGUGCCAAUUUCAGGCAAUGCUGGGGAUAUUUAAGACCAACCAAAAGCUGGUCUUAGCGGUAAAACGUUAGGUUAUGGUGUGGAUUCUGACAGUGGAAGCGCAGCCUAUCCAGCCGUGACGCACAGUGCCCAUAAAAACCAAUGAAGGCUGUUUUUUUGGUAAUGCCCAAUGCAUUCACCAAGUAGUCAAGACUAUCAUGAAGGGUUUGGCUCAUGAGACCGCUUUGAAGUGAACCUUUAUCACCAAAGCUUUAUUAAAAGAUCAAGUUUGGGAGCAUCCACUUUUUAUCUAUGUAGGCUAUAUUACAUUAUUUUAGCCAGCUCCUGUUAUUAUUUUGGAACGAGAGAUGAGAUGAUCCGGUGACACUCGUAUUUAGAAAAAUGUAAGUUAUUUUCCUGUAACAGUUGCUUGUUUUCUGUUUCGUUUGAUUAAAAAAACAAUCCCAUAUAGUCUACCCUUACCCUACUAUAAUGACCCCUUACCCUGCUAUAAUGAAAGCUGGUACAACAGCAAUGUGUCUGGAGUCUUUGUUAUCCUGGCCAUGCAUUAGCCAAGGAGCCUAUCCAUAAAACGUUUCUAAAUGGUCUACUCGUGAGGCUUUUGCCGUCAAGCUUUUUCAUUAUUCACAUAGGCCUACCGGCAGUGCAUACUCCAUUCGGCUUGUAUCCAUCCCCAUUUCCACAGAGUGCCUCUUGUCCGCUUACCAAAGACUCUCCUCAUUUUCCAGCCCUAUAACGCCAUAUCAACGGUAGGCCUAGGCUGUAUCUUGCUUAUUGAGAACGUGCCUCACACAUAAAAUACAAUUUACGGGAGCCUAGCAAAGGCCUAUACUCAUUGAAGCCAAUUACAACAAUGUUGGCUGUCAACACUCAACAUACUGAGCAAACACUGGAUGUAUUUUACUGUUGCUAUCACUUGUUACUGUAGCCUAUGCUAUUUAAUAAACUGUAUCAAUCCACAAUGGACUAGGAAGAGAAUAUUCAGUGCCCUCAGCCGGAUUGGAGUUGAUGACAAUGCAAAGACCGUCAAUAACAACCAGAACUUAAGACAACAGCAUGCACUAUUCUGUUGUAUUCUUACCACAUGCUGAAUGCUGAUGCACCUCCUCAUAUGACAUAUCAGUAAAAAGUAGUUUUUUAUCCCCAGGUAUCUGACACCUCCAGGAACACAGGGCUUUGCUCCACAUUAUGAUGACAUCGAGGCCUUUGUGGUUCAGCUGGAAGGGAAGAAGCACUGGAGAGUUUACAACCCCAGGUGACUGAGUUAUUAACAGUCUAAAUCUAGUUUAUAAAAUUCCCCAAAAGGUGAUCAGCACCUAGUGCAUGCAUCAAACCAUUUUGAACAACAUUCAUAUCACUAAACUCUGCUGAGAAACUAAUUCUGUAUAUUUUGUGGGACGUUUGUUUCCUGUCACCUUUUAGGUCACAAGAUGAGGUCUUGCCUGUCGUUUCCAGUCGUAAGUAUUCCUUUGUCCACCCUUUUGCCUAUAAAUAGACUAUAAGCACGACAGAUCACUUCCCAGUCCCCUGUGCCUCAGCCUCAUCCCUUACAGAUGGUUUGGUAUUCCUCCUCCUCCAGCUAACUUCAGCCAGUCAGAGAUUGGGAAGCCCAUCCUGGAGGUGGUCCUGGAGGCUGGGGAUCUCCUCUACUUCCCCCGAGGGUUUAUCCACCAGGGGGACUGCCUGCCGGAUGCUCACUCCCUCCACAUCACUGUCUCAUCUUACCAGAGGAACAGCUGGGGAAACCUACUGGCAAAGGUUUGUUAUCAAUCCUCUGCUUUCCUUGUAUGUGACACUGUCUAGUUCUUUGUCUCAUUUUGUAUCAACUUUGUGAUGUACACUACCGGUCAAAAGUUUUAGAACACCUACUCAUUCAAGGGUUUUUCUUAUUUAAAAAAAAAAAUAUUUUCUACAUUGUAGAAUAAUAGUGAAGACAUCAAAACUAUGAAAUAACACAUAUGGAAUCAUGUAGUAACAAAAAAGUGUUAAACAAAUUCUUCAAAUAGCACACUUUUGGCAUUCUCUCAACCAGCUUCAUGAGGUAGUCACCUGGAAUGCAUUUCAAUUAACAGGUGUGCCUUCUUAAAGGUUAAUUUGUGGAAUUUAUUUCCUUCUUAAUGUGUUUGAGCCAAUCAGUUGUGUUGUGACAAGGUAGGGGUGGUAUACAGAAGAUAGCCCUAUUUGGUAAAAGACCAUGUCCAUAUUAUGGCAAGAACAGCUUAAAUAAGCAAAGAGAAACAACAGUCCAUCAUUACUUUAAGAAAUGAAGGUCAGUCAAUACGGAACAUUUCAAGAACUUUGAAAGUUAAGUGCAGUCGCAAAAAACAUAAAGCGCUAUGAUGAAACUGGCUCUCAUGAGGACCGCCACAGGAAUGGAAGACCCAGAGUUACCUCUGCUGCAGAGGAUAAGUUCAUUAGAGUUACCAGCCUCAGAAAUUGCAGCCCAAAUAAAUGCUUCACAGAGUUAAAGUAACAGACACAUCUCAACAUCAACUGUUCACUGUUCAGAGGAGACUGUGUGAAUCAGGCCUUCAUGGUCGAAUUGCUGCAAAGAAACAACUACUAAAGGACACCAAUAAUAAGAAGAGACCUGCUUGGGCCAAGAAACACGAGCAAUGGACAUUAGACCGGUGGAAAUGUGUCCUUUGGUCUGGAGUCCAAAUUUGAGAUUUUUGGUUCCAACCUCCGUGUCUUUGUGAGACGCGGUAUGGGUGAACGGAUGAUCUCAUGUGUAUUUCCCACCGUAAAGCAUGGAGGAGGAGGUGUUAUGGUGUGGGGGUGCUUUGCUGGUGACACUGUCUGUGAAUUAUUUAGAAUUCAAGGCACACUUAACCAGCCUGGCUACCACAGCAUUGUGCAGGGAUACGCCAUCACAUCUGGUUUGGGCUUAGUGGGACUAUCAUUUGUUUUUCAACAGGACAAUGACCCAACACACCGCCAGGCUGUGUAAGGGCUAUUUUACCAAGAAGGAGAGUGAUGGAGUGCUGCAUCAGAUGAUUUGGCCUCCACAAUCCCCUGACCUCAACCAAAUUGAGAUGCUUUGGGAAGAGUCGGAACGCAGAGUGAAGGAAAAGCAGCCAACAAGUGCUCAGCACAUGUGGGAACUCCUUCAAGACUGUUGGAAAAGCAUUCCAGGUGAAGCUGGUUGAGAGAAUGCCAAGAGUGUGCAAAGCUUUCAUCAAGGCAAAGGUGGCUAUUUGAAGAAUAGCACCCCAAUGGUGGAACAAGCUCCCUCACGACGCCAGGACAGCGGAGUCACUCACCACCUUCCGGAGACACUUGAAACCCCACCUCUUUUAAGGAAUACCUGGGAUAGGAUAAAGUAAUCCUUCUACCCCCCCGUACCCCACCCCAAAGAGGAAGAAACAUUUUUUUAAAUAUAUAUUUGUAAAGUGGUUGUCCCACUGGCUAUCAUAAGGUGAAUGCACCAAUUUGUAAGUCGCUCUGGAUAAGAGCGUCUGCUAAAUGACGAAAAUGUAAAUGUAAAAUGUAAUCUCAAAUAUAAAAUAUAUUUUGAUUUGAUUUUUGGUUACUACAUGAUUCCAUAUGUGUUAUUUCAUAGUUUUGACGUCUUCACUAUUAUUCUACAAUGUAGAAAAUAGUAAAAAUAAAGAAAAACACUUAAAUGAGUAGGUGUUCCAAAACUUUUGACCGGUAGUGUAGAUUGGGCAUGGAUCAAUUUACACUUGAGUAAAAGGUACAGUAUUGAAUGAUAUACAAUGUCAUGUCUAUACAACAUGCAUGUACUUGGAAGUAUAGGCUUGUGUUGUGUUUGAUGCAGAACAUGAUCUCUUUGACAGGUGGUCCCAGCAGCCCUAGAGAUGGCCAUGGAGGAGGAUGUGGACUUCAGACGAGGCCUGCCUGUGGAUUACCUGACCUACAUGGGGGUGCAGAACUCAGACAAGGUACUUCAGACACUACCGUUUACUUUCUCUGGUGUCCAAUUGACCUCUGAGCACCCACUCUCAACAGGGGUGUGUCAGAAGGGUGAAACAUUCAGAACGUUGAAGAUGUAACGGAUAGAGCUGACACCAUUGCCUAUUCCCCAUGGCAAGGAAGAAUGUCUGUUCUACACUAUAUACAGUGGGGAGAACAAGUAUUUGAUACACUGCUGAUUUUGCAGGUUUUCCUACUUACAAAGCAUGUAGAGGUCUGUAAUUGUUAUCAUAGGUACACUUCAACUGUGAGAGACGGAAUCUAAAAUAAAAAUCCAGAAAAUCACAUUGUAUGAUUUUUUAGUAAUUACAUUUUUUUUUUAUUGCAAGACAUAAGUAUUUGAUCACCUACCAACCAUUAAGAAAUCCGGCUCUCACAGACCUGUUAGUUUUUCGUUAAGAAGCCCUCCUGUUCUCCACUCAUUACCUGUAUUAACUGCACCUGUUUGAACUCGUUACCUGUAUAAAAGACACCUGUCCACACACUCAAUCAAACAGACUCCAACCUCUCCACAAUGGCCAAGACCAGAGAGCUGUGUAAGGACAUCAGGGAUAAAAUUGUAGACCUGCACAAGGCUGGGAUGGGCUACAGGACAAUAGGCAAGCAGCUUGGUGAGAAGGCAACAACUGUUGGCGCAAUUAUUAGAAAAUGGAAGAAGUUCAAGAUGACGUCAAUCACCCUCGGUCUGGGGCUCCAUGCAAGAUCUCACCUCGUGAGGCAUCAAUGAUCAUGAGGAAGGUGAGGGAUCAGCCCAGAACUACACGGCAGGACCUGGUCAAUGACCUGAAGAGAGCUGGGACCACAGUCUCAAAGAAAACCAUUAGUAACACACUACGCCGUCAUGGAUUAAAAUCCUGCAGCGCACGCAAGGUCCCCCUGCUCAAGCCAGCGCAUGUCCAGGCCCGUCUGAAGUUUGCCAAUGACCAUCUGGAUGAUCCAGAGGAGGAAUGGGAGAAGGUCAUGUGGUCUGAUGAGACAAAAAUAUAGCUUUUUGGUCUAAACUCCACUCGCCGUGUUUGGAGGAAGAAGAAGGAUGAGUACAACCCCAAGAACACCAUCCCAACCGUGAAGCAUGGAGGUGGAAACAUCAUUCUUUGGGGAUGCUUUUCUGCAAAGGGGACAGGACGACUGCACCGUAUUGAGGGGAGGAUGGAUGGGGCCAUGUAUCGCGAGAUCUUGGCCAACAACCUCCUUCCCUCAGUAAGAGCAUUGAAGAUGUGUCGUGGCUGGGUCUUCCAGCAUGACAACGACCCAAAACACACAGCCAGGGCAACUAAGGAGUGGCUCCGUAAGAAGUAUCACAAGGUCCUGGAGUGGCCUAGCCAGUCUCCAGACCUGAACCCAAUAGAACAUCUUUGGAGGGAGCUGAAAGUCCGUAUUGCCCAGCGACAGCCCCGAAACCUGAAGGAUCUGGAGAAGGUCUGUAUGGAGGAGUGGGCCAAAAUCCCUGCUGCAGUGUGUGCAAACCUGGUCAAGACCUACAGGAAACGUAUGAUCUCUGUAAUUGCAAACAAAGGUUUCUGUACCAAAUAUUAAAUUCUGCUUUUCUGAUGUAUCAAAUACUUAUGUCAUGCAAAAAAAUGCAAAUUAAUUACUUAAAAAUCAUACAAUGUGAUUUUCUGGAUUUUUGUUUUAGAUUCUGUCUCUCACAGUUGAAGUGUACCUAUGAUAAAAAUUACAGACCUCUACAUGCUUUGUAAGUAGGAAAACCUGCAAAAUCGGCAGUGUAUCAAAUACUUGUUCUCCCCACUGUGUGUGUGUGUAUAUAUAUAUAUAUAUAUGAAUGAACAUUCUCUGUAACGUUGCACCAUCUUGAAAGCCCUUGGUCUACCUGUGUGUGUAUAGGAGGAUCCACGCAGGGCGCAGUUCCUAUCCAGAAUAGAAGGGCUGAUGAAGAAGCUAGUAACCUUUGCCCCUGUGGAUGCUGCUGUUGAUCAGAAAGCUAGGGACUUCUUCCACGACUGUCUACCCCCAAUGCUCACCGCAGGUACCACAUAUCUUCUCCGCCCCCCCCCCCCCCCCCAAACAAAAAGGAACUCAGUCCGGCUUUGAAGUUACUCUUGAAAGUUGUAAUAGUAGAAUGCACAAGGUGCAAUUUUGAAAUUGGGUAGUGCAUCAUCAGUUUCUCCUGUCAUGAUUCAAAUAACCAACUCAUCAUAAUGCUUUGAUUUUUUUGAAUCAGCUGUGUAGUGCUAGGGCAAAAACCAAAAUGUGGCCCCAGGGCCAAGUUUGGGAAACCCUGCUCUAGACCGCCAUGUGGUCAGUGUAACUGAUUCUAGUGAUCAUCCACAGAGGAGCGGGCCAGCAGUGUCCAGGGAGCUCAUUCCAGGUGGGAGGACGGAGAGGCUGUGGAUGUUGGUGUGACCAUCAGGGGCCAGACCAGAGUCAGACUCAUCCGUUCUGGAAUCGCCAGGUAGAUCUCAGACAUGCAAUAGCCCAUGACUUACAAAAGCAUAGCUCUUACAAAAACGUUUCCAGAAAUGACCUUGACUUUUCUUUGUGCUGCUGCAGGUUAUGCAGUGAUGGAGAAGCAGUUUGGCUUUACUACACUGCAGACAACUCCAGAGUCUACCACAAAGAGGAGCCCAAGAGCAUUGAAAUAAAAACAGAGGUAUGAAUGAUUGGGAUCUGUAAUUGCCUUGCUACUAUAGCAGUGACGUGUGCCUGCCUGAGAUGCUGCACUGCAGUGAUGGCCUUUGUGUUCAACAUGAUGUAACUCUUUCAGCAAACAGACGGCAUGGAGUUUCUGAUCCAUGCGUAUCCAAAGUUUGUGACAGUGGGCAGCUUGCCAUGCGAGUCGGCUGAGGACAAGGUAUGUUUAUCAACAUGUUAUGCAACAUUGCUAAAACACGUACGCUGUCUUCUGCAUAAAGUCCAGCCACAUCUGUAUGCCAGUAGUGUAGAUAUUUGGAUGGUCGAGUUUUUAUGCUAUUCAGUGCUUGGGUCUGCACUGCAGUUUUCUUAGAUGUAAUUCUGUGCUCUCUUCCAGGUGUCCUUGGCCGAGCUGCUGUUUGAGAAAGGGCUUAUUCACACUGCAGAACCUCUGCAGCGAUCCUGAAUCAUGAAGGGACUCUAAUACAAGUUUCACAAGAAAUAUCUGCUGCACCAGCAUCAUUCACCUCGCACUACGUGUAGGAAUAAUUGUUAUCUGAUUUUAGGACAGCAGUCGAAUUAACUUGAGUAGUGCAUCAGCAUUGCCCUCUACAACUAACUCAUCUAGACUCUUCAGAAACAAUGGUGCAAUGCUGGAACGCAAUGAUCAAUCAAAAGUAAUAGGUCUGUAAUGUUACCCUUUACUUGUUCAGUAAGUAUUGAAUUAAAACCGUCUUGCAUAUUGGUGUGUAAAUCAAUCCUAGUGUGUGUGUGUUGCUAAUGGAAGUACAUUGUAAUAGAAAUGUCCAACUUCACAUUAUCGCUACAAUUGUGUAUACUUCAUCACACAAAUGAUUGACUGGAUGACAAAGGGACAUAUUUAUUGGUCGAUACAACCCUUAAAGAUACAGAAACUUCUUAUCGGCAUACUUGAUUUGAAGACCAUCCAGAAAACAUCAUUCACACAACAGAAGAUGUGACUUGGGCACAAUAAAUAUUCCAGGUGAUGGGUGGGUCUACUCCCAGGUGACUUCCUCACCUGGCUUCAGCUCCCU